GUCAUGGUGGCUAGCAUGAGACAUCUCACAUCACGUGCGUCAUCUUCAUACUUCUUGUACGAAGUAAUUUCUGCAGCACGGGCGUUCGCUUCAGGAGCUUUGGGAGGCUCAGAG
This is a messenger RNA of Cuscuta campestris, 114 nucleotides long. Lineage: Eukaryota; Viridiplantae; Streptophyta; Magnoliopsida; Solanales; Convolvulaceae. The record is from the annotation of a GenBank genome assembly.